AUGGAAAAGGUGGCUUCUGCUGACUCCAAGAGAUCUGAGCGAACCCCCUCUCUGAGUAGAGUGUACUCUGCGCCUCAUGUGGACAAUCAAUCUGCCUUCUACGCAACGUCGAAGGGGGAGGAUGGCCAGGAGACUGACCCUGUGGUGCCUUCCUACACCGCACAAGACAAUCAAGACCUAGAGAAUGGCAACAGUGGUGGUGGCAGUGAUCCAGACGGCGAUUUACAGCCAACCCAGACGUCCAGGUCUCAACGUUCUGAGCUGGAUUCAAAACUAGUCAGUUGGAAAGGACCCAACGACCCAGAGAAUCCAAAGAAUUGGUCAAUGAAAAGACGCUGGGCGGCCGUAUUCGUCGUCUCGUGCUACACUUUCAUAUCACCAGUAUCCUCAUCCAUGGUUGCGCCAGACUUGACAGCCAUCGCGAAAGAUCUAAACAUAGCAAACGGAGUCGAACUGGAAAUGACAUUGUCCAUAUUUGUUCUAGCGUAUAGUAUCGGGCCUCUCUUCCUGGGCCCGCUCUCUGAAAUCUACGGUCGAGCGAUUGUCUUGCAGCUUGCCAAUCUUUUCUUUCUCGUCUUCAACAUUGCAUGUGGUGUUGCUCAGACGAAAACGCAGAUGAUUGUCUUCCGGUUCUUGGCCGGCUUAGGCGGUAGUGCGCCUUUAGCAAUCGGAGGUGGUGUUAUGAGUGACUGCUUCAGACCCGAAGAAAGAGGGCGAGCAGUGGCUGUCUACAGUCUCGCACCCCUUUUAGGACCUGCAGUCGGUCCCAUAGCUGGAGGUUUCAUCGCCGAGAACACGACCUGGCGAUGGUGUUUCUAUUCGACGUCCAUCUUAACUGGAGUCAUCCAAUUUGCCGGGCUUUUCAUUUUACAAGAGACAUAUGGUCCGAAACUGUUGAAUCGAAAGGCCAAGAAACUACGCAAAGAAACUCAAGAUCUAUCCUGGCACACCGAAUAUGAAGACACAAGUCGCACCUUUACCACUAUCCUAUCAACAGCUAUGUGCCGCCCGUUUAUCCUACUUGCAACCCAACCUAUUGUCCAGGCUCUAGCAUUGUUCAUGGCUUAUAUCUACGGCCUUAUGUAUCUCAUGCUAGCCUCCUUCCCCACCGUGUGGACUGGUCCAGACUAUUAUAACGAGUCCGUUGGUAUCGGAGGACUCAACUACAUCUCUUUGGGCCUCGGGUUCUUUAUCGGAUCCCAAAUCAGCGCACGUCUCAUCGAUCUCGUCUAUCGAAGACUGAAAGCACGAAACGGCGGCGUCGGCGCUCCUGAAUUCCGCACGCCGCUGCUGGGUAUAGGAGCGUUGGCGAUCCCCAUUGGCCUUUUCAUUUAUGGAUGGACGGCGGAGUAUAGAACCCACUGGAUUGCGCCCAAUAUUGGAGCUGUGAUUUUUUCCAUUGGCGCCAUCAUGACCUUCCAGUGUAUCCAGACGUAUCUGGUUGACUCCUAUACGCGGUAUGCGGCUAGUGCUUUGGCAGCUGCCACUGUUUUACGGUCGUUAGCUGGGUUUGGAUUCCCUCUUUUCGCUCAGUAUAUGUACAGUGCACUGCACUAUGGUUGGGGGAAUAGUUUGUUGGCGUUUAUUGGAAUAGGUAUUGGGAUUCCGGCUCCGCUACUUUUAUGGAAAUACGGUGCGAAGCUGCGGGCCAUGAGUCCGUUUGCUGCUGGAUGA
Messenger RNA from Talaromyces marneffei, 1674 nucleotides. RefSeq lists its product as uncharacterized. Gene Ontology annotation, molecular function: transmembrane transporter activity. The record is from RefSeq and is a predicted model, not a curated record. Bases 1 to 1674 code for a protein of 557 amino acids. The transcript has 3 exons. NCBI's taxonomy places the organism in Eukaryota, Fungi, Ascomycota, Eurotiomycetes, Eurotiales, Trichocomaceae. Gene Ontology annotation, biological process: transmembrane transport.